Molecule: messenger RNA, 1952 nt
Organism: Eptesicus fuscus (big brown bat)
Lineage: Eukaryota; Metazoa; Chordata; Mammalia; Chiroptera; Vespertilionidae
Gene: OLIG2
Product: oligodendrocyte transcription factor 2
Exons: 1
Coding region: 42-965 (307 amino acids)
Biological process (GO): myelination; oligodendrocyte cell fate specification; oligodendrocyte differentiation
Molecular function (GO): protein dimerization activity; DNA-binding transcription factor activity
Source: RefSeq, a predicted model, not a curated record
GGGGAGGAAGGACCUGCGGAAGCCGCCGCCGUCCCGGGGCCAUGGACUCGGACGCCAGCCUGGUGUCCAGCCGCCCGUCUUCGCCCGAGCCGGAUGACCUUUUCCUGACGGCCCGGGGCAAGGGCAGCGGCGGCGGCUUCACCGGGGGCACCGUGUCCUCGUCCACGCCGAGCGACUGCCCGCCGGAGCUGAGCUCGGAGCUGCGCGGCGCCCUGGGCGCGGCGGGCGCGCACCCGGGGGACAAGCUGGGCGGCGGCGGCUUCAGGUCCUCGUCCAGCGCGGCGGCGGCGGCCGCGUCGUCCACGAAGAAGGACAAGAAGCAGCUGACGGAGCCCGAGCUGCAGCAGCUGCGCCUCAAGAUCAACAGCCGCGAGCGCAAGCGCAUGCACGACCUCAACAUCGCCAUGGACGGGCUGCGCGAGGUCAUGCCCUACGCGCACGGCCCGUCGGUGCGCAAGCUCUCCAAGAUCGCCACGCUGCUGCUGGCGCGCAACUACAUCCUCAUGCUCACCAACUCGCUGGAGGAGAUGAAGCGGCUGGUGAGCGAGAUCUACGGCGGCCACCACGCCGGCUUCCACCCGGCCCCCUGCGGCGGCCUCGCGCACUCCGCGCCCCUGCCCGCCGCCGCCGCGCACCCCGCCGCCGCGCACCACCCCGCGGUGCACCACCCCAUCCUGCCGCCCGCCGCCGCCGCCGCCGCCGCCGCUGCCGCCGCCGCGGUGUCCAGCGCCUCCCUGCCCGGCUCCGGGCUGUCGUCGGUCGGCUCCAUCCGGCCCCCGCACGGCCUGCUCAAGUCUCCGGCGGCGGCGGCCCCGCUGGGGGGCGGGGGCGGCGGCGGCGGCGGGGGCUUCCAGCACUGGGGCGGCGUGCCCUGCCCCUGCAGCAUGUGCCAGGUGCCCCCGCACCCCCACGUGGCGGCCAUGGGCGCCGGCAGCCUGCCGCGCCUCACCUCCGACGCCAAGUAGCCGGCGCGUCGGCUCGUUCUGACCAGCGGGGAGCGGAGGCCGCGGGGAAGCGAGGACUGGCGGCGCUGGGGCCUGUGGCCGGGUUGGGGUCAGGGGUGCGAGGCCAGCCGCCCUGGGGCGCACUGAACUUGGGGAGUGAGAGGGGCGUGCGCCCCGGGACCUGGCCGGCCCGCUCCGGCUUUAGCGCGGGCCGUGGACACACUUUCUAAGAGGGCAUUGCUGUGGGCACAGCUCCCCAAACACCCCUUCUGCCCCCGGAGAGGGGGUUCUCAGAACUGGGUUUCCGGGGACCAGGCCUCACCCGCUCUGGCUGCACUUCGUUACUUGGGGGUGGAGGGGGAGGCGUUGGGGACUCCUUCUCCUUCGCCCAGUUUCUGGGCGGGUGGGGCCCCCGGGAAGGGGCCCCGGGGAGCGGCCGGGAGGCCCGGGCCAGGAGGUGGUGGACGCUGGCGGUCGGUACCAGAAGCGCCGUGGUCGCGUCCAGUCGCGGUUUCGGAUCGGGUCAGCCCACGCCCCGUGAGAACCGCGCGUCCUCCCUGCGGCUCCGGGCGCCCGCGCCCCCCCUUUCCAGCAGCAGCAACGCGCUCCCGGGCGCUCAGCGCAGGGCGGUCAGCGCAGGGCCCGCGGACGGAACGGCCCUCGCUGUCCACUCGGGCGGCGGUGGCUUUUUCGUUGUUUUAAGAGUCCGCCGCCCACCCCACUCGGUCUCUGAGCGCCCCGCGGCCAGGCCCCUCACCCGAUGGGGCGGACCUGGUACCGAGGGCUGGGCGGGACUCCCAGGCUGUUGCUGUGAAUCUGGUUUGGGGUGUGGGGGUCCCGGCGGCUUGCUUUUCCUCCCUUGAUGUGUAAAUAUCUCAGUGACAGGUCAUGCGUGCUGUGGAACUGUAUGCUCACGUGGCUGCCCGCCCCCCGCGUCUGAGCCGGGCUCCCGUAUCCGUGUCUUUUGCCACUUUUAACACAAAUGACAAACCCUCGCUGCUUCCUGCG